UUGUAUUUUUUUCUUUCCCUCCAAACUUCUGCUUUAGUCUUUUACCAUGAAACACAGAUUCUUUGACUUUUUAAACAUUAGUCGUCUCUCAAAAACACAAUUUUGAAGCCAAAAUUAAGAUACCUAAAGCUUGGUUUAUCUCUUUUGGGAUCUUUUAGUUUUGUUUUUCAAUGGCUGAAGAAUCAAAAGCUCGGUUAGUUCGUUGCCUGAGGUGUGAUAGUCUUAUAAAGGAGCUUCCUCGGUAUUCUUUCUUCAAGUGUGGUUCUUGUGGUGCUGUUCUUCAAGCAAAGAAGAAAGAACAGGUGAGUAAUGUGAGGGAACAUAGGCUUAAUCCUGGUAGAAUCGAGAAAAGAGAUGGAUAUGUUGAUGAUUAUAUGUCACAAUCAAAGAAUCCAAUGAAUAAUUGGGCUCAUCAAAGGCAUGAUCAUCAUGAUUUGAACAUUAACAGGUCUAGAUCUGUUAAUUCAAGUAGGGAGAGCAAAUUUGGGGUUUACUCGCCCAGAUUAGAUAACUUGAGUAGGUCCUUGAGGUUGAAAGGUGUGGAUAGAGAUGGGUUUGGAGGGUUUUACAAAAGGAGCCUGGAAACAAUAGAUGAGGGACCUUCAAGUUAUAGGUCUGCUUCAGCCUAUGGCUACUGUAAACCAGUGAAGGGAUUUGAAUAUCUAGAUGUGCCUAAUGGGGUUCGAAAUUUCGAGAAGGAUCGAGCUCAGGUGCUUAAGAAGCUGGAUGAGUUAAAGGAUCAACUGAGUAGGUCUCAUGAUAUGCCCCAGAGACCUAGGGAACUGGUUCCGAGUUAUAACAAGAUGGACUCAACUGACCAUCUUGGUAGUUCUAUUGGGAUGUCUUCGGCUCAUCUUCGGUCUGGACAGUAUCAUUAUUCAAUGAAUAAUGAUGAAAAUGUGGUGAACUUCUAUGGAAACUACCAUUCAGUUUCGAAGCAUGCUCGUCCUCACCCUCAGCAAAGGACUUAUGGCUAUGAGCAUCAUCUUGCAUCAUAUAUGAAUCAAGAGGAAGCCUUGUAUCACCUCACUGCAUGCUCAUGUUUAUAUUGCUAUGACAAAAACCGGAAAGGCCCUUUGCGAGUUACACCAGCUGCUUUUGGCAACAGAGGUUCUUUGAAAGACCCUUGCAAUUCUACUUCGAAUCAUUAUGUGAGUUCUAACAGAGUUGGGCAACACUAUCUACCUAGACCUCAAUCAAACUUUGAAGAUACACCGGUGCACUUAUGGCCAAGUGACAUCGGUUCGGAUAUUGAUGAUUUUGGUCGAAGAUGUAUUAGAAAGGUAGUGCUAACCGAAAGGAAGAAUCGGCUUUGUCACCCUAUAGCCAGUGGUGCUCCAUUUAUAACAUGCUAUAAUUGCUUGGAACUGUUAAAAUUGCCUAGAAAAUUCAGGAAAAUGAUGGACAAUGAGCAGAGAUUACAAUGUGGUGCUUGUUCCACUGUGAUUGUGUUUGAAAUGAGGAAGAAGGGACUGAUUAUUUCUGUCCCUGGAAAUCUCAAGCAAACACCUACUGAAGCCGAAGAAGCGUCUAAUGGAUGUUUUAAUGCUGGUGGCACCAUCCAACAAAUUUCAAAGGAAGAUCAGAGUCCUCCUAAUGUCAUUGAUUGGAGAGAUUCACCAGGCUCUUCCGAGCUUCCGUUUAGUUCCGAUAUUUCCACAACAGUUUCAAGUUUACCUUUUCGGGAUAGGACUAAACCAGAACAUCAAGAGAAGGUUAUCCUAGUGAAAAGUGCUUCUCAAGCUGUUUCCGGAAAAAAUUCACUGCGGGGGACAACUGAGGCGGAAGUUUCUUUCAAUAGAUGUCGGAGUUCAAGUUCAUCUCGAGACUCUUUGGAAGGAAGCAAAGAACAAAACCAGCUGAAACUCCACAAGGGGAGCAGAUCAUUUUUAGGUCUUAUAAAGAAAAGCUUUAGAGAUUUCUCAAGAUCUAAUGGUAACAUAAAGAAUGAAAGGCCUAAUGUUUCGGUGAAUGGACAUCCAAUAUCUGAAAAUGGAGUUAGAAAGGCAGAAAAGCAAGCUGGGCAGGUUCAUCCCGGAAAUUACUGGUACGAUUCUCGAGCCGGAUUCUGGGGUGUGAUGGGCCGACCAUGCUCUGGCAUAAUUCCUCCGUUCAUCGAAGAAUUCAAUUACCCCAUGCCCAAAAACUGUGCUGCUGGAAACACAGGCGUCUUUAUAAAUGGGAGAGAACUGCACCAGAAAGAUCUGGACCUACUAGCUUGCAAAGGAUUACCAACUGCAAGUGAUAAAAGCUAUAUUAUCGAAUUCUCCGGACGAGUUCUCGAUGAAGACACGGGCGUAGAAUUAUACACUCUUGGCAAACUGGCCCCAACAGUCGAGAAAGAGAAACGUGGAUUCGGCAUGCGAGUUCCCGGUGCGGUCGAGUGAUUAAAGAUGGAGCUGCGAUGAACUUAUUGGAAACAGGUCCAAUAAACAAAACCAUGUUCAAUGGUGAAUGUAAAGUCAGAAUCAUACACAACAUUAUGUUGUAUUUGUAAAAUAAAAAAUAAAAAAAAAUGAAAGAAAUUCAGUAAGCACCAUAUAUUAUUUCUUGCCUUGUGAGAUUCUUUUAAAAGGCAGGAAGGAAAGAUGUCAAUGUCAAACACAACUUAUUUCACUGCCACCCAAGAACAAGCUUGGCCAUUAAAA
Gossypium arboreum is the source of this 2648-nucleotide messenger RNA. RefSeq lists its product as uncharacterized. The transcript is spliced from 5 exons. NCBI's taxonomy places the organism in Eukaryota, Viridiplantae, Streptophyta, Magnoliopsida, Malvales, Malvaceae. The coding region runs from base 171 to 2387 and encodes 738 amino acids. Gene Ontology annotation, biological process: regulation of defense response to fungus. The record is from RefSeq and is a predicted model, not a curated record.